AUGAAUAGCGCAGAUUUAAAAAAUUUAAUUGAUGAUUUAGUAUUUAAUCAAAAUUUUCUUAGUUAUUAUGAUUUAAAAGCAUAUCUCCAAAAACAUGAUGAAAAUAUAACGGGUGAUGAUAUGGAUGAAUACUAUCGGUAUUAUAAAAACGAAAUUUUGAAAUAUCAUGAUAAAAUAAUUAAACGUUUAAGAGAGAACAUUAAAGAAGGAAAAUAUUCAAAGGGAAAAAGUAAAUCACAACUUAAACAGUUGAAAGAUUUCAAAAAUAAAGUAUUAACUGAAAAAGAUAUUGAUGAAUUAUAUAAAUUAUAUAAUCCUGAGCCGCAAAAGCCAAAAGAGAAAAGUUUGGACGUUCAGCAGCUCAUAAAUGAAGCACAAGCUUUAAUUUAUGAUUCAUUAGUUAAAACAUAUUCAACCCGACUUUUAAAUGAAGAUCAACUUUUGGAAUUCAUCCUUCAACAUAAACUCGAAGCGGGAAAGUAUAUCAAACCUUUAUAUACAGCAUAUUUAAAACAAAUGAAUAGAAUACAUCCAGAAUUAAUGAAGGGGGGAAUGAAAUCCAAAAUCAAAGCAGAUAA
This is a messenger RNA of Trichomonas vaginalis G3, 578 nucleotides long. RefSeq lists its product as uncharacterized. Lineage: Eukaryota; Parabasalia; Trichomonadida; Trichomonadidae. The record is from RefSeq and is a predicted model, not a curated record. The transcript has a single exon. The annotation marks the transcript as partial.